This is a messenger RNA of Manduca sexta (tobacco hornworm), 2819 nucleotides long. Its product is annotated as solute carrier family 2, facilitated glucose transporter member 1. Gene Ontology annotation, cellular component: membrane. Gene Ontology annotation, molecular function: hexose transmembrane transporter activity. Bases 508 to 2043 code for a protein of 511 amino acids. The transcript is spliced from 13 exons. Gene Ontology annotation, biological process: monosaccharide transmembrane transport. NCBI's taxonomy places the organism in Eukaryota, Metazoa, Arthropoda, Insecta, Lepidoptera, Sphingidae. The record is from RefSeq and is a predicted model, not a curated record.
CACGAAACACCAUUCAGAAAAUUUGAAUGCCGGACGUGCUUCUAUUUUAUCGACGUAAAAUUUAAAUUGCAUAUUAUUAAAACAAAAGAACGGCAUGAAAGGAGUAGAGGCGCUGAUUAUUGCUAGAUUCCUGACCCUUCUCAGCCAUUUGGACGUGCUGAUCAGCUUAUUAUGGGAGAGCGAGAAGACGGUGCAGCAUUGUUUGCCGAUGGGGUACCACGAACAUGUUUUCCAGACAUACUACAGGCUGUUGCUAGCGGGCUACGCAUCGUCCUUUUUUCUCAUAAUUGUAGAGCUGAUGACAUUCCUGUCAGGACUUACAUUAACCUCAACUAAUGUCGCUUUCAUUUCUGUGAUCGGGCACGGGUCCGCGUCAGUUCUCCUCACGUACUGGCUGGUGCAAGGCUGGCCGUGCGACGUUUACUGGGUCAUUUUUGUCCUGUGCGUUUUGUUACCUUCGCUAGUGGACAUUUCUGCCGCCGCGCGCACGCUGUUUAAAAGAAUUUGAUGAUGAAGUGCUGGACUGCUUUUAUUAGAUUUAUAACCAACGAGCACCAGCAUUUGACGCAGUCCAACGAGUACAAGAGCCGAUGGUCGUUCUACCUGGUGCUGGCCGGCGUGGUGACCACCUUCGGAUCCUCGCUCCCGGUCGGGUAUAACAUUGGUGUAGUUAACACACCAGCGGAGGUAAUAACACAGUUCUGCAACGAGAGUGUGAUCAGUCGGUACGACGUGAUCCUCGAUAAGAGAUGGCUGGACCUGCUCUGGUCUUCCGUGGUGUCCAUCUUCAUCGUGGGAGGAUGCACAGGAUCUAUAAUGGGCGCAUUCUUCGCCGACAAACUUGGGCGAAAACGAGCCACGAUUGUGACAAGCGGCUUGUGGAUAAUCGGAGCGUUGUUGUUCUUGCUGUGUGAGAGAGCCAAUUCCGUCGAGAUGCUUAUACUGGGGCGGCUGGUGGUCGGACUUUCUGCUGGUUUGACCACGGCCAUAGUACCUAUGUACCUAACCGAGCUAGCCCCGCCAGAGUUGACGGGGGCCAUGGGGGUCGCGUGUCCGAUGGGGGUCAACGUGGGCGUACUCGUGGGCCAGGUUAUGGGCCUUAACUUUUUAUUGGGCCGUCCCGAAGACUGGACGUACUUGCUAUCCGUCUACGCGUUGCUAGUCAUAGUUAGUUUGCCGUUAUUAUGCAUGUUGCCAGAGAGUCCGAAGUAUUUGUACGUCGUGAAGAGAGAUGAGGAGACCGCAUUGAAAGAAUUAAGUCGCCUCCGCGGCGUAUCAGCCAGUGUACUGACGGAGGACAUAGACAUGCUCCGCGAGGAAGUGCAGGCCGCCGAGGCGUUGAGCGACCAGCAGUGGAGCAUGUGGCGAGUGGUCACCGACCCGCGCCUGCGCCUGCCGCUGCUGCUGGCUUGCUCCAUGCAGGCUGGCCAGCAGACCAGCGGCAUCAACGCGGUGUUCUACUACUCUACGACUAUAUUCAAGCAGGCCGGCUUGUCGGAAGCCAACGCGCAGUACGCGACGAUAGGGUGCGGGUUCAUCAACGUGUGCACGGCGAUCGUGAUGGUGAAGUUGUUGCCGGUGAAGGGCCGCCGCACGCUGUUACUGCCUUCGAUUCUCAGUGCGACCAUAUUGUUAGCUGCUUUGGCCGCUGCCAUGAAGUUUAUCAGCGUGGUAUCGUUCAUGCCGUACGUGUGCAUGGUGGCGGUGCUCUCGUACGUGCUGGUGUACGGGUUCGGUCUCGGGCCAAUACCUUACUUUAUAGCGUCAGAGUUGUUUGAAGUGGGUCCCCGUUCAGCGGGUAUGGCGUGGGGUUCGCUGGCCAACUGGGGGGGCAACUUCCUGGUGGGCAUGUGCUUCCCGCUCAUGCGCGAGAGCAUCGGCGCGUACUCCUUCCUCGUCUUCUCCGGGGUCACUGGCGCCCUCUAUGUGUUUCAGAGAUUCUAUUUCCCGGAGACGCGUGGUAAGACCCCGGCUCAGAUCACUGAGCUGUGCAGCAAAGGGUUCCGGUCAAGACCGCGCUCUAGCCACGAACUUAAAGUGUGAUGGCAAACGAAUUUAUAGCUGUAAGAACGCUCAAGUGGUUGGUGGAGGAUGGACAGUCCAAACUGACAUUACGGCUUGUUACCAGAUGAUAGGUUCAUUGGAUGUUUAUAUCACAAAAAAACAUUAAGAAUUAUCAGACUACACAUUAUAAAUCUCUCUCAACCCUAUUUAAAGCGUAAUGUAUAAUAAGAUUUAUAUCAAAAUCGAUUAAUCAUUAAAUAUACAUGUUGAUUCGUUCUGACGAGUCCAUCGUCCUUCGCAGCGAUAAAAAAAUCCUAAACAUCGACACAUAGACUGACAUAAAAAUUGCCAAAAUCGUGCCUAUGUUCUAACUAUUCGUUCUAGAACAUUCCGUCUCCACCAAUCAUGAUAGUUUAAAAACAUCCAUCCUAUAUCGAUCGUCUAGUCUGUAAUUUUAUACAUCACUCGAAAGACGUUAGAUUUUUUAGAAUUAUAUUAAUUUAUUACGUACCAAUGGAAUAAUUAGUUAAUAUUUUUAUUAGGUAACAUCGCAAAUUAUCGACUGCAUUUUUAUCGAUGUAUAUUUUUUUAUCGAUUACAUAUCGAUUGAGCGUGGGUUUUACGCCGUUAGUUUUUUUUUAAAAGGAGUAUGUUUCUGAUAUUGUUUUUGUAAUGUAUUCGAUAAUCAGCGAUGUGGUUUAAUAUUUAAUUAGCAGCAUUAAAUGGUGCUCUGGUAAUGUUAAGUUAGAAACAAAAUAAUUUGAAAUACACCCGAAUAAAAGAAGUUGAUAACAGUUAAUUCUACUAGAUUGGAC